Rhododendron vialii is the source of this 576-nucleotide messenger RNA. Its product is annotated as ubiquitin-like protein 5. Gene Ontology annotation, molecular function: protein tag activity; protein binding. The record is from RefSeq and is a predicted model, not a curated record. Gene Ontology annotation, cellular component: nucleus; cytoplasm. Gene Ontology annotation, biological process: protein modification process; mRNA splicing, via spliceosome. The transcript is spliced from 2 exons. Lineage: Eukaryota; Viridiplantae; Streptophyta; Magnoliopsida; Ericales; Ericaceae. The coding region runs from base 122 to 343 and encodes 73 amino acids.
UAUAUAUACCGACUUCACAGCUGCUUCAACCCCCCUCAUUCUAGUCAUCUGUUCUGUUCCCGCGACUUGGAUAAAGAGUCUUCUUCUAGGGUUAGGGUUUUCAUCAAGAAGAAAGAGAAAGAUGAUCGAGGUGGUGUUGAACGAUAGACUGGGGAAGAAGGUGAGGGUUAAGUGCAACGACGACGACACCAUCGGAGACCUCAAAAAGCUCGUCGCCGCUCAGACUGGAACCCGGGCCGACAAGAUCCGGAUCCAGAAGUGGUACAACGUCUACAAAGACCAUAUCACCCUUAAGGACUACGAGAUCCACGACGGCAUGGGCCUCGAGCUCUACUACAACUAGGUAUUGUAUGUUCAAGUGUGCGGUAAUAAGUGCGAGAUGAAGAUGGAGAUGGAUGGCACGAUUGUUGCACCCAGGCAUUGGAAUUUGGCACUCUCUUUUAUGUAAUGUACCUACAGACAAGUGCAAUACUGUAAUGAUAAGAACUAGAAGGCUGUGUGAUACAAGUAAUAUUUCUGUUUAGGGUAUAUUGGUUUGCUGGUAUAAAUAAGAACAACUUCUCGGAAUUAAGGUUU